Molecule: messenger RNA, 1940 nt
Organism: Cucurbita pepo subsp. pepo (vegetable marrow)
Lineage: Eukaryota; Viridiplantae; Streptophyta; Magnoliopsida; Cucurbitales; Cucurbitaceae
Gene: APS2
Product: Pseudouridine synthase/archaeosine transglycosylase-like family protein
Biological process (GO): sulfate assimilation
Molecular function (GO): adenylylsulfate kinase activity; sulfate adenylyltransferase (ATP) activity
Source: RefSeq, a predicted model, not a curated record
UUUUCAAACCGCAGGGAGAGACGAUUAGCCACAACCAAAGCCACCCUCCCUAUGCGCAAAGGGCCACAAACAAACGUGUGGAUCUGUAGAGACGAGCCACUUAUCUUGGUUGCCUUUUCACCUCCCUUUCCCCUUCAGCCAUGUUCUUGUUCUCACUUCUCAUAGAUUCACCCACCCCAUUUCUCCAUUUUCGUCGGACCUUCAAUACUAUUUUGGCAAUUUCAAAACCCAUCUCCGGAAUUUCCCGUUUCAACCGAAGAUGUCUCUAGUCGCUAAGCUCCACCUCGCCACUUCUCCCCAAAUCAGCCUCAAUACCCUCCAAACUACAAUAAAAAGAACACCUGUACCCGUUGCCACUUACUAUACCAAGAUUAAAUCCAAACCCAUUUACGUUUCUGAGUCUUUGGGGUUUAAACCCGCAAUGCAGGGCUAUUCGCCUCGUUCUCUGCGCUCUUCGAUCAAGUGCUCGCUGAUCGAGCCUGAUGGUGGGGCUGUUGUCGAGUUGAUUGUGCCCGAGAGUGAAAGGGCUUCGAGGGUUUUGGAGGCCGAAUCAUUGCCGAAGGUGAAAUUGACCCGAAUUGAUCUCGAGUGGGUUCAUGUCAUUAGUGAAGGAUGGGCGAGCCCAUUGAAAGGGUUCAUGCGAGAGGAGGAGUAUUUGCAGAGUUUGCAUUUCAAUUGCUUGAAAAUUAAAGAUGGGUCUCUUGUCAACAUGUCGCUUCCCAUUGUUCUUGCCAUCGGCGACGAUGUUAAGGAACAAAUUGGGUCCUCACCCAAUGUGGGGUUGCUCGGUCCCAAUGGAGAUUUGGUCGGCAUUCUUCGCAGCAUUGAGAUAUUCAAGCAUAACAAGGAAGAGAGAAUAGCUAGAACUUGGGGAACAACUGCACCAGGGCUGCCAUAUGUUGAUGAAGUCAUUACAAAUGCUGGAAACUGGCUCAUUGGUGGAGAUCUUGAGGUAAUAAACCCCAUCAAAUACAACGAUGGACUUGAUCAUUAUAGGCUCUCUCCGAAACAGCUACGACAAGAGUUCGAUAGGCGUCAGGCCGAUGCUGUUUUCGCCUUCCAGUUGAGGAACCCUGUGCAUAAUGGACACGCUUUGUUAAUGAACGAUACACGUAAACGACUUCUCGACAUGGGUUACAAGAAUCCAAUUCUAUUGCUUCAUCCUUUGGGAGGUUUUACAAAAGCAGAUGAUGUGCCAUUGGAUGUUCGAAUGGAGCAACAUAGCAAGGUUUUAGAAGAUGGAGUCCUUGACCCCGAAACAACCAUCGUGUCCAUUUUCCCGUCACCGAUGCAUUACGCCGGUCCUACUGAAGUACAAUGGCAUGCUAAAGCAAGGAUCAACGCAGGUGCAAAUUUCUACAUUGUUGGUCGAGACCCUGCUGGAAUGGGGCACCCAACAGAGAAGAGAGAUCUAUAUGAUCCAGACCAUGGCAAGAAGGUCUUAAGUAUGGCCCCUGGGCUUGAGAAGCUAAACAUAUUGCCCUUCAAGGUGGCUGCAUAUGAUACUGUGGCAAAGGAGAUGGCGUUCUUCGACCCUUCACGAGCAAAAGAUUUCCUCUUCAUCUCCGGAACAAAGAUGCGAACUUUCGCAAGGACCGGCGAGAACCCUCCCGACGGUUUCAUGUGCCCCGGCGGAUGGAAGGUGUUGGUGAACUACUACAAGAGCUUGCAGGCCGAAGAUGCGACAUCGCAGCAACCAGCAUUGUCAGUUUAGGAAGAUAGUUUGAGUUGAAAUGAAUUAGUCUGAGGAAGCUGCCGGGGAUUGAGUAGAAGAACAGAAUGCAACUUCAAUUGUGGAUAGCGAAAGCUUUGUUCUAUUCUCGGUUUUUUUUUAUGCUGGUUUGGAAUCCUUAUCCUUUCUAAUGUCUUUAAGAUAUGGUUGUAACAGUGAAUUGUUUCUUCACUUGUGAGAUGAUAUAAUGGUUUAAAUUAAUUGCCAA